UCAGGAAAGGACAACAGGAAGUAAAUGUCCGCUGAUGUCGAAGGGAGACGCUAAAGCGGUAGCUGCUCAGGGCAAACGCCGCUUCGUACUGGAUUAUCUUCACCACAGUGUGUACAAAUUAGCUUGUUUGUUGAAUGAAGAAAUGCCUACCGUACUGGUAGCAGCUUUUAAAAAAACAUCGGUAUCUUUGACCAGUCCGGCUUGAAUGCUAUGCAGCUAACGCCUGUGACAGUCGUUUUAAAUGCUAACGUUACCUAGCAAGCUUUAGCAAGCUAGUGUGUAAGCUACAUUACUUUGAUCUGUGAAGGCUGCAUUCGUGAAUGUAGAGUGGGGAAAUCGCUGAAAUGUGUCACAACACUUCAAGGCAUCGAUAACCGGCUUUUACGGCAGUCCCCAUCAGUUCUGUGUUGCAAUGAGGAGCACCAGAGUUCAGCUGUGAGGGCUCAGAGGCAUGAACACUGUUUCCCCCAGCGCAGUACAGUACGUAGGGGGAGGGAUGCAGGAUGAGCUGGUGGAGAGCCGGAGGCAACAGCCUCUGGAACAGCAGGGCAGCUUUGGUCUCAGGCUGCCACAGACACCAGAUCCCGGCAGGGAGGCAACCGGAGAGCCCGACGAAAUGGACAAACUGAAAGCCAAACUGAUGUCAGCUUGGAACAAUGUCAAAUAUGGUUGGACUGUUAAGUCUAAAACCUCCUUCAACAAGAUGUCACCAGUCACUCUCCUGGGUCACUCCUAUCUGCUCAACAGUGAAGAUGAAGUGGAGCGGUUUCGUUUGGCUUUUGUAUCCAGAAUUUGGCUGACCUACAGGAGGGAGUUCCCACAGCUGGAGGGCUCCACCUGGACCACUGACUGUGGUUGGGGCUGUAUGCUGCGCAGUGGGCAGAUGCUGCUGGCGCAGGGGCUCCUGGUUCAUUUGAUGCCCAGAGAUUGGGCUUGGCCAGAUGCUCAGCAGCUAACCGAUGUGGACUUUGAGGUGUUCAGACCACGUUCCCCAGCCCGGGCUGGCGGGGUCCCCAUCCCCUCCUUUGGCUCUCCACGGGGAUCCAACACCCCCGAAAAGUCCCUGAGUGAUCAGGCACCCAAAUGCAGCCUGAAGCAAAGACCUGAGUCUGUAAGGGACAGGCAAGCAGAGCCCAUCCAUCACAAGCUGGUCACCUGGUUCGGGGAUCAGCCCCCAGCACCUUUUGGGCUUCACCAGCUGGUGGAAAUUGGCAAAAGUUCAGGGAAGAAGGCUGGUGACUGGUAUGGCCCCUCUAUUGUAGCACACAUCCUAAGGAAAGCGGUGGCCAAAACCUCUGUGCUUCACUGCCUGGCUGUAUAUGUGGCUCAGGAUUGUACAGUGUACAAAGAGGAUGUGGUGCAUCUAUGUGACCUGUCACUAAGCCAGACUCCCGCUGAUCCGUCCAGCCAAGCCUGGAAGUCUGUCAUCAUACUGGUGCCUGUACGGCUGGGAGGGGAGGCCCUCAACCCAUCCUAUAUUGAAUGUGUCAAGAACAUCCUAAAGUUGGAUUGUUGUAUUGGAAUCAUCGGAGGCAAACCGAAGCAUUCCCUUUACUUCAUUGGCUUCCAAGACGAGCAGCUGCUGUAUCUAGACCCUCACUACUCUCAGCCUGUGGUGGAUUUCUCACAAGUCAACUUUUCACUGGAGUCAUUCCACUGUAGCUCUCCCAAGAAGAUGCCCUUCAACCGUAUGGAUCCCAGCUGUACCAUCGGCUUUUAUGCCAAGAACAAGAAGGACUUUGAGUCUCUAUGUUCUGCUGUUAGUGUGGCCCUGUCAUCAACAAAGGAGAAGUACCCCAUCUUUACUUUCGUAGAGGGCCAGGGUCAGGAUUAUGGACUUGAGGGUCACUGCAGCAAUCACAGUGGACCUGCAGCCCACAUUCUGCCCCCUGGCAAACUGGGGAGGAGUAACAACAGAACAAUCAGUGAUGAGUUUGUCUUCCUGUAAGGUACCAAGGAGGAUGCUCUCUUAGCACUUACCAGCAGGGGGCAGAGAAGGACACCUCAUUUUCCUUUCAAAGGGAAGGACAUGAUUCUGCUGAUGGUGCAGCUGCAAAGUGGAUGAGACGCUUUUGUGCUUUAUUACUUUUUACUGGUCAACGGAAAUAAAAACUGUGUGGCUCCUGUCAUCCCCUUUUUGUGUGGAUGGUGGUAUUCUAUGCUGACAGGCAUUAAUGGGUACAGUGUGGAGCAUUAUUUUACUAGGCAAAGGCACUAUUUCAAAGUGGAUCAUGGUUGGAAAUGUUUCAAGUACUUGAAGUCUUUUUGAUUUUCUUUAUCAGACCCUCAAAAAACCUCAGUAGGUCAUGUGCGAUCAAAAUCACGUGCUUAAAAGUACUCCAAAUACACUCAAUUACUGUCUUCCGCCUGGUCUGAACUGCACAGGAAGGUGAUGUGUGGUCGACAUGAUAUUUAAUUAUCUCACUGGUCAGUGAAGGGGGAUGGUGCCUGAUACUGAUCUUAACUUGUAUGAUUUGCUGAAAAUGUUUGUUCUUUAAAUUUAUUUAUAGGGUAUAUGAAUGUGUGAGCAAGUGUGGUGUUAGUGUAUAUUACAUUUUCUUAAAUAAGUGUACUGAUGUAUUUAGGUGUCUGACACAUUGGAUUUCGCAAAGCUUUCAAAUUCUUCCAAGAACAUCUUGAACAGAUGUAAAUUCAUUCUAGUGUUGCAGUCUGGUCUGAAUUUCACACAAAUGCCCAGGGUCUCGAUCUUCCACAUGCUGUGUCGCUCCAUUAUUGGUCAUAAAGAAAAUAACAUUCCCAAAAAGUUAGUCAAGCUCCCAGGUUGAAGAAAAAUUAUCCCUUCAGUUGGAGAUGCAUGUGUUUCUUUGCCUGGUGAAAUGGCUUGUCCCAUUAAGCAGGAUCAUAAAGUUAUCUGGAUACAUUUGCAAAUUACAACCCAGAACGGCUCUUUUUACAUAAGUUUAAGUUCUAGGUUUCACUUGGCAAAAACCAACCCAAUCUGAAUAGAAUGUUUGCCUUCAAGCUUUUGUUGCAAUGUCAUUUGUGUUUAAUCUGUCCCUUUUUACAUGGUUACUACUGCAGGUUGCCCUACUACUGUUUGGUUUGUUGUCCUGAUUAAACUUCAAACACUGGAAUCA
Messenger RNA from Etheostoma spectabile (orangethroat darter), 3098 nucleotides. RefSeq names its product autophagy related 4D, cysteine peptidase a (gene atg4da). Gene Ontology annotation, cellular component: cytoplasm. Gene Ontology annotation, biological process: aggrephagy; piecemeal microautophagy of the nucleus; protein processing. The transcript has 11 exons. Lineage: Eukaryota; Metazoa; Chordata; Actinopteri; Perciformes; Percidae. Gene Ontology annotation, molecular function: cysteine-type endopeptidase activity; protein-phosphatidylethanolamide deconjugating activity. The record is from RefSeq and is a predicted model, not a curated record. The coding region runs from base 452 to 1948 and encodes 498 amino acids.